This is a messenger RNA of Soboliphyme baturini, 447 nucleotides long. The record is from the annotation of a GenBank genome assembly. Lineage: Eukaryota; Metazoa; Nematoda; Enoplea; Dioctophymatida; Soboliphymatidae.
AUGAGUACAUCAGAAGCGGCACAGGUGCUUUUGCAGUUACAUCGAAAUCACGAACGUGAGAAGUCGCUGAUGACAGUGAACUGCGGAUGUGAGACACACUCCAGAGUUGGAAAUAUUGUCAGUUCUGUCACUGACACGUCGGUGAGUCGCUGUUUCGCAAAAGAUGGCAGAUAUCCACGUCAGAUGCCCUGGAACGACGGUCGUCAAGUGGAGGCGCCGUUCGUUAUGAGCGAAAGCAGAGUUUCUUGGCGACAUAUGGCGUGCAACGUCACCGAGGUGCAACAUAAUCGGUGGUGCAGUUGGAAUGGUGCAUGUUCCACACAGUCGGCCGUUCGAACCGAUGCGGCCAGGGAUGAUACUGGUCAAAUAUUUCGAUUUCCGGCACGUUACUCACCGCCAUAUCCAAAGUUUUCCGCCGUUACAUGGCCGCAUGGAUACAAUCCGUGA